CGUGCGUAAACACUCUUGCAUUGCGAGUUGAUGCAGGCGGUGUGUGGACGAUCAAGAGCAGAAUCGAUGCGGGAAAUCAUAUUUAUUUUAAUUGUUAAAAAAUCUGGUUGACUUUUACUUUUAACUUUACUUUUAACAAGUUGCAAGUGCUAAGAAAAGAGCAUGACGGCGCUUCCGAGGGAGGUGUUCAAAUGGUUGCAGAGUCUUGAUCUCACAUUCCCCAUCAGAAAUAUUCGAAGAGAUUUCUCCAGCGGUUACAUUGUGGCCGAGAUCUUUUCCUGGUACUACCCCCAGGAUAUCCAGAUGCAUAAUUACGACAACUGCAGUGGACUGCCGGGCAAACUAGGAAACUGGUCACAACUCCAAACGUUUUUCAAGCGGCGGAACAUUGAGAUACCAGAGGAGUUGAUUGAAGGGACGCUGCACUGCAAGACAGAUGCUGCAGAGCUGCUUGCACAAUACCUGUACACAAAGCUCACCAACAGGAAAGUGAAAAGACUUGCCCUGGAUCACGACAUAGACUUUACAGACCACGCCUAUCAGCUGCAGCUACCGAUGCAUGCACGAUCUACAGCAUCCACAGCGGUCAAGAACAACCUGAAGAUCACGGAAUUCCUGACUGCGCCUAAUAUCAUCACCUGCCAACAAAAGGCCCAGGACAUCGUCCACAAACACAUACAGCACCGGCAGGAAGAGAGACUGGAAGAUCCCGAACAUUUUGACAUCAAGGCCACGAUUGGUCAGCGCUGCGUCCGGAGACCCCCGCCGGCCAAUACCUACACGGGAGAGGACAUGGGAUGGAAGGACCAAUCACGGGCCGCCAGCCGGAAACAAAACACCUCCACAAGGAAACCUAGCCCAGAGAUGCAGUCCCACGUCAAAUCCUCUUCCACCAGCAACGUUACCUUCAGAGAGAUCCGUGUCAGCCAGCUGGAUCAUACCUCCCAGCCGGCAUUACGCCCCGCUGCUAGUCUCUCCUCCAGUCCUGUACUUCCACCCAUCGGUAGCCAGUCAUGAUGACGUCUCAGCAUUACCAACACCACCACGUCUGUGGCUGUGGCUCUUUCUCAUACUGGGUCCAAUUUCAUAGUGCUGC
This is a messenger RNA of Patiria miniata (bat star), 1096 nucleotides long. It is a transcript of the gene spata4, whose product is annotated as spermatogenesis-associated protein 4-like. NCBI's taxonomy places the organism in Eukaryota, Metazoa, Echinodermata, Asteroidea, Valvatida, Asterinidae. The transcript is spliced from 6 exons. Gene Ontology annotation, cellular component: axoneme. Bases 163 to 1017 code for a protein of 284 amino acids. Gene Ontology annotation, biological process: regulation of cytoskeleton organization. Gene Ontology annotation, molecular function: microtubule binding. The record is from RefSeq and is a predicted model, not a curated record.